AUGAAGGCAAUAAGGUGUCCUACAGAUGAAUUAGCACUGACAAAUUGUGCUAUAUGCUCACCAGAUGAUUUUCCUGCUACAGUUGAACAUAUUAAAAUAUUUAAUGGCAGUGAAUUUUUUGUAUUUUCAAUAAAAUUUGACAAUAGUGUACCAUCAGGAUCUAUAGGAUUUAGUGUACCUCAAAGAAGAUGGGCUUCUUUAUCGAUAAAUCAAGAUAUCGAAGCAUGCGCUUUUAAUUUUGAUCUUGAAUGUAAUUCAGAAUUAUUAUCUAACAUUGUUUUAGAAGCUGAUUUUUUACAAAAAAAGAGUAUCGUAAAAGAUCCAUAUGAUUCAGAUCAAAUGGCCAAGGAAUUUUUGGCCCAAUUUUGUGGGCAAGUCUUUACAAUUGGUCAACAAUUAGCCUUUAGUUUCAAUGAAAAAAAACCUUUAGCCUUGGUAGUAAAAGACAUGUUUUCAGUAAACAUUAAUGUAAUAGGAGCUGGAGAUACACCUAAACCUGAAAAAACAAAUUUUGGAAAAUUAUUAGGGAAUACAGUGGUUCAAUUUAAUAAAGCUGAAUUAUCAAACCUUAAUUUAACUGGAAAAGCUAGAGGUCAAGCACCACGGCAAUCUAUAAUUAAUCCCGAUUGGGAUUUUCAAAAAAUGGGAAUAGGUGGUUUGGAUACGGAAUUCAAUGCGAUUUUCAGAAGAGCCUUCGCUUCAAGAGUUUAUCCACCGGAAACCAUCGAAAAAUUGGGCUGCAAACACGUGAAAGGUAUUUUACUUUACGGUCCGCCUGGUACGGGUAAAACGCUGUUGGCCAGACAAAUCGGAAAAAUGUUAAAUGCAAGGGAACCGAAAAUCGUCAACGGUCCUCAAAUACUGGACAAGUACGUAGGCGAAAGUGAAGCGAACAUACGAAGACUUUUCGCCGAAGCAGAAGAAGAAGAGAAAAGACUCGGUCCAAACAGCGGAUUGCACAUAAUAAUUUUCGAUGAGAUCGACGCCAUAUGUAAAGCAAGAGGAUCUGUUGCUGGAGCGGCUGGAGUUCACGACACUGUCACGAGUAGAUCAGUUAAUAUUCUGGUUAUCGGAAUGACAAAUCGAAAAGAUAUGAUCGACGAGGCUCUUCUUCGACCAGGAAGAUUAGAAGUUCAAAUGGAAAUAGGUUUACCGGACGAAAAGGGCAGACUGCAAAUUUUAAAUAUUCACACGAGCAGAAUGAGAGAAUACAAAAAAUUAAACGAAGACGUUGAUUUGAAAGAAUUGGCAGCCAUCACUAAAAACUUUAGUGGUGCAGAAUUAGAAGGUUUAGUGAGAGCAGCUCAAAGUACGGCAUUAAAUCGUUUCAUAAAGGCAACAAGUAAAGUAGAGGUGGAUCCGAACGCAAUAGAAAAUUUAAGCGUGAAUCGUACUGAUUUUAUGCAUGCUUUGGAAAAUGAUAUUAAACCGGCGUUUGGUUUAUCCGGUGAACUUUUAGAUCAUCUUUUGGCUCACGGUAUUAUAAAUUGGGGUAAACCCAUCGCUCGAAUAAUUGAUGUCGGACGAUUACUUAUAGAACAAGCUAAAUCGUUGGAAAGUUUAUCUGGUGUUGUUACCGUUCUUUUGGAAGGACCUCCUAACUCGGGAAAAACUGCUUUAGCUUGUCAAUUAGCUAAAAUGAGUAAUUUUCCAUUUAUAAAAGUGUGUUCACCCGAGGACAUGGUCGGCUUUACGGAGUCUUCUAAAUGUUUGCUUAUAAAAAAAAUUUUCGAAGACGCUUAUCGAUCAAACCUAAGUUGCGUUUUAGUUGAUAAUAUCGAAAGGCUUUUAGAUUACGGUGCUGUCGGACCACGUUAUUCCAAUAUAACAUUGCAAGCCUUAUUAGUUCUGUUGAAAAAGGAGCCGCCAAAGGGAAGACGACUUAUAGUUUUUUGCACGAGCAGCAGAAGAAAAGUACUUGAAGAUUUAGAAUUGCUUUCCACUUUCACGACUACCCUCCACGUACCAAACAUAACGGAAAUUGAUGAUUUAGUUACCGUAUUAGAAGAAACAAACGUUUUUUCUUCUCCAGAUAUUAAAUCUUUAGUAAAAUUAUUACAAGGGAAACGGUUAUCCAUCGGGAUAAAAAAAUUAUUGGCAUUAAUUGACAUGGCACGACAAACAAAUCCAAAUACGAGAGUUUCUCAAUUUGUAACAACACUUGAAGAAGAAGGUUGCCUAGAGGAAAAGGAAGAAUUUUUUUUAAACAGGGCUUAA
Messenger RNA from Pediculus humanus corporis (human body louse), 2217 nucleotides. Its product is annotated as N-ethylmaleimide sensitive fusion protein, putative. The record is from RefSeq and is a predicted model, not a curated record. Lineage: Eukaryota; Metazoa; Arthropoda; Insecta; Psocodea; Pediculidae. Gene Ontology annotation, biological process: SNARE complex disassembly; Golgi to plasma membrane protein transport; intra-Golgi vesicle-mediated transport. Gene Ontology annotation, molecular function: ATP hydrolysis activity; ATP binding. Bases 1 to 2217 code for a protein of 738 amino acids. The transcript is spliced from 15 exons. Gene Ontology annotation, cellular component: Golgi stack.